Molecule: messenger RNA, 3156 nt
Organism: Lagenorhynchus albirostris (white-beaked dolphin)
Lineage: Eukaryota; Metazoa; Chordata; Mammalia; Artiodactyla; Delphinidae
Gene: TXNRD3
Product: thioredoxin reductase 3
Exons: 19
Coding region: 1-2697 (898 amino acids)
Biological process (GO): cell redox homeostasis; glutathione metabolic process; cellular response to oxidative stress
Cellular component (GO): cytosol; mitochondrion
Molecular function (GO): thioredoxin-disulfide reductase (NADPH) activity; glutathione-disulfide reductase (NADPH) activity; flavin adenine dinucleotide binding
Source: RefSeq, a predicted model, not a curated record
AUGAGCGCGCCUGCGGCAGAGGAAUCACCUCCGGGAACCGACCGCGGAGAGCGCAGCCAGUCCGCCCAGCGGCCGGCGAGCCCUGGUCCCGCGCUGCGCUCCAGUCCGCCGCUCGCUCUGGCUGACAGCGGCUCUGCAUCUGAGGCCGCACCCUUCCCGGCCCAGUUGUCCAAGAAUCCCCCGGGGCCGUGCGGGAACGCACCCAGAGUUACUGGUGAGGCGUCUGAUGCCAAAUGCAUCCCCCCUGCACCCACCUUUUUUGGAAGCUCGGAGGAUAUUUCCAUUAUCCUUGAUAUUCUGAAAUUUUGUGCUGCCGUCAUGCGAGUGCCCACAGAGCCCAGGCAGAGACCUAGUUCGCAUGCGCCGGGGGCGGGGCUGAUCCGGGGCGGGGCUGAUCCGGGGCGGGGCGAGGCGGAGCCGGGGCGGGGCGAGCGGCCGUUGCAGGGCGUGGGCGGCACUCGGGGUCCUUGCUUAACCUCCGUCCGCUCUCCCGGAGCAGGUGUCUCCUCUUCGGGCAGGCCCGGCCCAGCCGGGAGUGACACCGCGGCCCUGGCGCAGCUGCCGCCGCAGUCGCCGCCGCCCUCGCGGGCGCAGACGUCCCCGGGACCGGCGAGCGGCGCCGCCCCCAACCGCCGACUGGGCAAUGUCCGCGGCGUAUCUGUGCCGCGGUCGCCGCCCGGGCGUCGGGCCCGCCUGUCCACCCCCGGGACCAGCCGCCUGUCUUCCGCGGCCCGCGAGGAGCUUCGGCGUCGCCUGCUGGGCCUCAUCGAGGGCCACCGAGUGGUCAUCUUCAGCAAGAGCUACUGUCCGCACAGUGCGCGGGUUAAAGAACUCUUUUCUUCCCUGGGAGUUGACUGCAAUAUCUUGGAACUUGAUCAAGUUGAUGAUGGGGCCAGUGUUCAAGAGGUGCUGUCAGAGAUCACUAAUCAGAGGACCGUGCCCAAUAUCUUUGUGAAUAAAGUGCACGUGGGCGGAUGUGACCGAACUUUCCAGGCACAUCAGAGUGGUUUAUUACAGAAACUCCUUCAGGAAGAUCCAGCGUAUGAUUACGACCUCAUUGUCAUCGGUGGUGGCUCUGGCGGCCUUUCGUGUGCUCAGGAAGCUGCCGCUUUGGGGAGGAGAGUCAUGGUGCUGGACCUCGUGGUCCCGUCGCCCCAGGGCACGUCGUGGGGUCUCGGUGGUACUUGUGUGAAUGUCGGCUGCAUACCGAAGCAGUUGAUGCACCAGGCCGCCCUUUUGGGCCAGGCGCUGGCUGACUCGAGGAGGUUUGGCUGGGAGUGCGCUCAGCAAGUGAAGCACAACUGGGAGACCAUGACCGAAGCCAUUCAGAAGCACGUCGGCUCUCUGAACUGGAGCUACCAGCGGGCUCUGAGGGAGAAGGCGGUGGCCUACGUCAACUCCUACGGGGAAUUUGUUGAACACCAUAAAAUCAAGGUAACCAAUGGAAAAGGACAGGAAACGUAUUAUACUGCAGCAAAAUUUGUCAUAGCGACAGGGGAAAGGCCGCGCUAUUUGGGAAUCCAAGGAGAUAAAGAAUACUGUAUCACUAGCGAUGACCUCUUCUCUCUGCCCUACUGCCCGGGCGCGACCCUGGUGGUGGGCGCAUCCUCCGUGGCGCUGGAGUGCGCAGGCUUCCUGGCCGGCCUGGGCCUGGAGGUCACGGUCAUGGUGCGCUCGCAGCUCCUGCGGGGCUUCGACCAGAAGAUGGCCGAGAAGGUGGCUUCCUCCAUGCAGCAGCUCGGCGUCCGAUUCCUGCGCAAGUUCGUGCCCGUGGAGGUUCAGCAGUUGGAGAAGGGGUCACCCGGGAAGCUGAAGGUCGUGGCUAAAUCUACGGAAGGGACAGAGAUGAUUGAGGGCCUUUACAACACGGUUUUGUUAGCAAUUGGUCGUGACUCCUGUACGAAGAAAAUCGGGCUGGAGAAGAUUGGUGUCAAAGUCAAUGAGAAGACUGGCAAAAUCCCAGUGAACGACGUGGAGCAGAGCGGCGUGCCCUAUGUCUACGCCGUCGGGGACGUCGUGGAGGGUAAGCCUGAGCUCACGCCCGUCGCCGUGCAGGCGGGCCGGCUGCUGGCCCGAAGGCUUUCUGGGGGCCGUUUAGAAAAGUGUGACUAUAUCAAUGCCCCCACCGUGGUGUUCACCCCCCUGGAGUACGGCUGCUGCGGGUACGCGGAGGAGAAAGCCGUGGAAGUGUACCGGAAGGAGAAUCUGGAGGUCUACCACACUUUGUUCUGGCCUCUCGAGUGGACAGUGGCCUGCAGAGACAGCAACACCUGUUACGCGAAGAUUAUCUGCAGCAAAUUCGACCAUGAUCGGGUGAUAGGAUUUCACGUCCUUGGACCGAAGGCCGGUGAGAUCACCCAAGGAUUUGCAGCCGCCAUGAAAUGUGGGCUCACGAAGCAGCUGCUGGACGACACCAUUGGGAUCCACCCCACGUGUGCACAGGAUGAUGUUGGUGUCACGUUCGGGACGUGGUUUCUCAGAGCAGAGCUCCAGUACCGACAGCUAAGUGUGGAUUCGUGUCGUUUCCUUCCCGUGGGCAGGUGUUCACCACCUUGGAGAUCACGAAGUCCUCGGGGCUGGACAUCACGCAGAAGGGCUGCUGAGGCUAAGCCGCUGCUGUCGCUUUCCUUGUCCCGCUGCCGUUUCUGUGAAGACGGCGUGCUCUCGGCUGUGGCUGAAGGGCGAACCCCAGCUUAGCCCCCUUCUGCGAUGGACGUGAAGGCCCCCAAGGGGUCCCACCAGGGUAAGAAGAGUAAGAACAGGACCGAGGAGAAGUUUGCCAGGAAGUUUCCGUACAGGUACCAGACCCUGAGCCCAGGCCCUGAGGGCGGACCCUGACCCCUGACCCCAGACCCUAACCCCGGGCCCUAAGCCCAGGCCCUGACCCCAGGCCCUGACCCCAGACCCUGACCCCAGGCCAAGCCCUGCCUCCCCGCAGGUACCCUAGGAACACACUCUGGGGCACAGAGCCGGAGAGGGGCGGUCCUCUGUCCACAGGGAGCUCCCUGACCAGCUCUGCGCUCCGUGACGGUGGGGGUCCACCUUCGCCCCCAUCCCACCCUGAGCCAAGGGCCUCCAGAGAGGGGCCCAGGGCCCCCAGGCCCCCCCAGAGCCAUGGCCAACCGCUUCCUUUGGUCCAGUGGCCCUGACACCCGU